Molecule: messenger RNA, 966 nt
Organism: Uncinocarpus reesii 1704
Lineage: Eukaryota; Fungi; Ascomycota; Eurotiomycetes; Onygenales; Onygenaceae
Exons: 1
Coding region: 1-966 (321 amino acids)
Cellular component (GO): preribosome, large subunit precursor
Molecular function (GO): protein binding
Source: RefSeq, a predicted model, not a curated record
AUGUCGUCGGAAAUUAUCCACACAUCUCCAUCGGCAAGAGAUGGAGGGCAUAGUGGCGCAAUCAAGAGCGUGCGACUCUUGUCGCCGAACCAGAUUGCAUCUUCAGGAAUGGACCGGACUGUGAGGCUAUGGAAAUACUCGGAUCAGGAGAAGGGAAUUACCCCUCAGAUCGAAUAUUACGGCCACAAGGGCAGCGUGGACUCGAUCUCUGUUCAUGGAAACCGAAUUCUAUCAGCAUCUGCCGAUCACACCGUUGGACUCUGGUCGACAAGAAAAUCUGAAUCACCCGCGGCGCCCCCCAAUAUGCUCCCCACGAACUCAGCGAGAAGCUCUAAGCGGCGGAAACUGAAUUCAUCUGUGAGCACACCUCAACGGGGGCCGCUAUCCAUGCUCAAAGCCCACACGGCGCCCGUUUCCGCUGCAAUCUUCGACGCCAAAGAUUCUACGGUGGGAUACUCGACCUCCUGGGACCACUCCCUUCGUACAUGGGAUCUUGUGACAGCUACUCUUGUUGACACCCGCACCACGUCUCACUCUCUACUAUGCGUCGAACAUCUUCCCGAACAUACCCUCCUUGCAGCAGGUUCUGCGGCUAGACAUGUCACGUUGAUCGACCCUCGUGCUUCAGCCACAACCGUCUCGGCGAUGACGCUACGCGGACAUUCGAAUGCGGUUGUAUGCCUUGCUAGAGACCCAGAUAGCACGUACGGGCUGUUAAGUGGAAGCCAUGAUGGGACGUGCAGGAUUUGGGAUAUUCGUUCCACGAAAACGGACACGGAUGGCGUCGUGGGUGAGAGCAUAUAUUCGAUUUCGAGAAACAGCGUAGGAGAGGGCAAGCGCGUAGGAGGAGACGGAGUGAAGGUGUUUGAUGUGUGCUGGGAUAAAAAAGUCGGGAUUGUGAGCGUUGGUGAGGAUAAGGUCGUCCAGAUAAAUCGGGGAGAGGGAGUUGUGCCCAAAGCUGCCUAG